AAGCAGAAGCAGGARCAGAAGCAGCUACAACAAAACCUCCUGAGAUUCUUGCCAGUAGUUCUGAGGCCUUGGAAGCUUACAAAGAAGCCCUUACAAGGGGUAAAACAAAAAAUAGGCGUGUGCUGGUAACAGUAGUAGGACCACCCCGUGCAGGAAAGACAAGCCUGUUGAAAUCUUUAAAAGGAGAGGAGUUCGAUGCUUCUGAAGAGAGCACUAUUGGAGUUGUAAUUCAGAAGGCCUUUUGCAUACCGCAAGAUAAUUUUUGGCUUGAGGAAGAUGAUGGCAAAAAUGAAUUGUUAUAUAAUCGCAUUGCUGAAUGUAUGGCUCAGAACCUCAAAAGUAAUCAGACAAGAGAAGGCAAACUAGUCGCUGAGACUGCUACCAAUUAUCAAGCGGUUGCCGACCAUCAUGCAAAUCAACAAGGUUUAGAACAUGAAGWACCUGAAAUUGGAGAAUCAGUAAAAGAAAGUACAAGCGGGUUACAAGAAUCAAUUUUUAAUGAACUGGUUCAAGUUCCAAAAGAAAUACGACAUUUGCUUGAAAAACACAUCAGGGACACUAAGAAGGGCGGCCAGAGAACAAACGAAAACGAAAUUUCCUUAAAAACACUUGAUUUUGCUGGACAACAAGUCUAUGAAGUCAUUCUCCCGUUAUUUAUAUCUUCAAAGUCAAUCUAUAUAUCCGUUCAUAGCUUAGAAAAUGACCUUCUUUCUGAUGCGCAGCCAAAGGUAAAACAUGGCAACUCAGAAAGGAAACUCAAAAAUCCUUUUAAAAUGACAUAUUUGGACGCUCAAGAGUUUUGGCUUUCUUGUAUUUUAUCGUAUACGAACUUGAAAAAGGAAGUUGACUCUGUUGACUACAGAACCCAAGUGGCAUUGCCACCAGUAUUUGUAGUUUGCACUCAUGCAGAUGUUUGUAAUCAAGACCCGAAGAAAGUUUCUCGAAAAUUGUGUAAGAUUUUGACGCGUCCCGAAAACUCCUAUGGCAAGCACGUUGUACCAAAUGUCUACACCGUUGAUAACAAAUUAUCAGGAAACAAAGAAGUAAAGGAUGAAUCUGCCAAAAGAUUGAAGACGGAUGUUGAAGAACUAUCUAAAUUGCUUCCCCAAGUAAAUGAAGAUAUUCCAGUCAGCUGGCUGCAAUUUGAGGAGGAGCUUUCAAGACUUGUAGAGAAAGAGCAGAAGAAGUACGUURRUUUGGAAGAAGCUAUGAGGAUCGCUACCCAAUGCAACGUCAACACAGCCACAGAAUCCAUCGAGUUUACGACACUGUUAAACUACCUACAUGACUUAAAAACAAUCAUUUACUUUGAAGAAACCAGAACAGUAUUCAUCGAUACGCAGUGGCUGGUCGAUAUGUUUGUUAAGGUCAUCACAGUCAUGCCAUUUGAAGAAUGGAAGAAGUAUGCUGCUUAUUGGAGAGAACUAGAAGACGAGGGUAUUUUACAACGAGCUCUAGUAGAGCAUGUGUGGAGUGACAUAGCAAGUGAUGGCCAAAACACAGUUGACUCUUUGCUUCUGAUCAUGGAGAAGUUCUCACUGAUUUGUCCGUGGAGGCUGAAUAAAGAACAAGUGUACCUUGUUCCUUGUAUGUUGUGUAACAGCAAGGGAACUGAGGACAUCGAGAUGCUGCUAGCUGACCAGAAAUCUUCAACAAUGCUCAUUCGUUUCGAGAGUCUUCACCUGCCUAUGGGCAUCUUUCCAAGGUUGUUUGUAGCACUUGCUGAACAUGGCAAGAAGGAAUGGCCAAAAGUAAGUCUGCCAAAGCUUCGUCCGAACUUUUGCAGUGCUUCGUUCAUUCUCUUUUGCCGGUUGGCCUGGGUACCAGACAAAGUCUACUAUGGGUUCAUUCCCUGGCUCUCAGUCUGGAGGCUCGGUUACCAUGUUCAUUCCUAGUCAGGAAAAUGUUCUACAAUAUUUUUCUCCAUUUUCGCAUAGACUGGAGCUUUGCUUGUUGUCCCACUUGUGAUGCACAUCGCCAACUAUUCCGGCCAUGCGCCGCUUGGUAAGUCAGCGGAUAUCAUGUAUAAAAUAGAAACCACAGGAAGCCCAAGCUCUCUCAGGCCCGGACUUAAAGAAACAAAACAUUUUGCUACGGUAUUCCUGUGCUUUAAUAGGUAUCCUAUUACAAACGAUGGCAAACGAGAGCUGAGGAUUCAAGCUUUAUUUUGGUACCAAACAUGCCGUAUUUUGCGAAUAAUUUUCAAGGUUUUUACUUCAAAAAGUGCCUAUUCUUGAAGAAAGGAUCUCACAAAUACUCGUCUCAAAUCGGAGCUUUUAGAAAGUAAAAAACGAAAAGUAUAAAUUCGUUCAAUCGACCACAGAUUCGACAUCAGUAAUUUAGAAUGUGUGUAUUUUAUGGAUCCACCCCGGCAAAUGAGGUAACU
Messenger RNA from Actinia tenebrosa (Australian red waratah sea anemone), 2386 nucleotides. RefSeq lists its product as uncharacterized. The record is from RefSeq and is a predicted model, not a curated record. Gene Ontology annotation, molecular function: protein binding. Lineage: Eukaryota; Metazoa; Cnidaria; Anthozoa; Actiniaria; Actiniidae. Gene Ontology annotation, biological process: signal transduction.